Messenger RNA from Corticium candelabrum, 1009 nucleotides. RefSeq lists its product as uncharacterized. The record is from RefSeq and is a predicted model, not a curated record. NCBI's taxonomy places the organism in Eukaryota, Metazoa, Porifera, Homoscleromorpha, Homosclerophorida, Plakinidae. The transcript has 8 exons. The coding region runs from base 38 to 934 and encodes 298 amino acids.
CAAUCCGUUCGAACCCGAUGCUUCUUCUUUCGUCGGUAUGACGACGUUGGAUCAAAAUUCAACGUUUCCGACGACUAGCCUGAAUUUCGAAGAUGUGACGUCAGCCAAUCUCACUAAUCUGGCAGACGUCUCGCCACCUUUGUUCAAUAUGAAUGAUACCGAUGGAGAUUUGCUACUCGGAUCGUGUGAAACUGACCAAGACAAAGAAUGCAGAUUGGAUACGAGAGAUAGCUUGUCUCUGAAGAAGUCUGCAUUGGAUGAUGCGGUUGCGAUUCCUCAAUCUUCUCGUAUUGAGACUGCACAGGUUUCAUUCUCAAUGUCUCAGUAUCUUGUCCCGACGUCGCUUGAGUGGUCAGAGAGACGGGAGACCGAACAUUCUGAACAGAUGAGCACGUCCGGUCAGUCGCAGUUGGUUGGAGCUCUUUAUAAUCCAUUUGAUGAUUUAAGUCUACCUGCUGGUCAGUUUGGCAGUGAUGACAUCCUGGGUACCGAUGAUGAAUUCAGACCUGCUGAGGACGUUGUUGCCAUGCUUAACAGUAGUGAGAUUGAUGUUGAUCAGAAGAGCUUUGCAGAGGCGUUUCCUGGUGUCACAGCAAUUACUGUAGAUGCGAAUGCGGACACUACUGAGUCAACUGAGACGUCUCGUAGUGCCUAUUUUGCAGCCAGGAGCAGUCGGCUUGGCAUGAUAGAGAGUGAGACAACGACAAGUGUGGAUGGAGAGUUACGGCCACAUUUCAGUGAUUCUCACAGUAUUUAUAGUCCACAAACUCAGGAGCCGGCUGCUCUUUAUCGCUCAAGUUUGCAAACUCAAGCAGCAAUGCUGCAGUCCGAAAUAGACGAAUUGUCAUGCAGCAACGUACAAAAGCCAAUCAGUCAUUUCAAUUCUGAAUUUAGUAUGUCUUGUUUUGUACUGUUACAUUGGUCGUAUGGUUAGUUACCAAAGUUCUAUCAGGUGUGAAGACAUUGACUGAUGUUAAGAUUGAUGGUUUGGGUAUGAGGGGUACUGGUA